Messenger RNA from Eruca vesicaria subsp. sativa (arugula), 1450 nucleotides. NCBI's taxonomy places the organism in Eukaryota, Viridiplantae, Streptophyta, Magnoliopsida, Brassicales, Brassicaceae. The record is from the annotation of a GenBank genome assembly.
AUGCAACCUAGUGGGUUGAAAGAAACCCAACUCAACAACAACAAUAACAACCAGAAGGUUCAUCCUCAACCAAUGGAACAACAACAAUCUAUCAACCAAAACCCUGAAGCUAUGGAAGCUCUCAUCUCCAAUCUCUUUGGAAACAUCUCUUCUUUGAAAUCUGCUUACAUCCAGCUUCAAUCUGCUCACACUCCUUACGACCCUGACAAGAUUCAGGAAGCCGACAAGGUUGUGAUCUCCGAACUCAAGAAUCUCUCUGAACUGAAGCAUUUUUACAGAGAGAACAACCCCAAGCCUGUGUGUGUCUCUCCACAAGACUCUCGCUUAGCUGCAGAGAUUCAAGAGCAGCAGAGUUUGCUGAAGACUUAUGAGGUUAUGGUGAAGAAGUUUCAGUCUGAGAUACAGAACAAGGACUCUGAGAUCACUCAGAUGUUGGAGAAGAUCGAGGAAGCGAAUCAGAAGCGUGUUAAGCUUGAGAAGAAUCUUAAGUUGAGAGGAAUGUCUUCCUCAAACGAAGAUGGUGGGAGUAUGGAGUUUCCUGAUUUGAACGUUGAGCUCUUUAUGUCUACCUAUGAAGCUGCUUCUAAAGCUGUUCAUGAUUUCUCCAAGCCGUUGAUCAAUAUGAUGAAAGCUGCGGGGUGGGAUCUUGACUCUGCAGCUGAGUCCAUUGAGCCUGAUGUGGCUUACGCCAAGAGGCCUCACAAGAAGUAUGCGUUUGAGUCGUAUAUAUGUCAGAGGAUGUUCAGUGGUUUUCAGCAUAAAGAUUUCUCCUCGGAGAGUGCAAUGGCGGAGGCCGAUGAUGAUGACACUGAGACAUUCUUCCGUCAGUUUUUGUCUCUAAAGGACAUGGAUCCGUUAGAUGCUCUGUGUACAAACGCUGAUUCCAACUUUGGUAAGUUCUGCAGGAGCAAGUAUCUCAUCUUGAUCCACCCAAAGAUGGAAGCUUCUUUCUUUGGAAACUUGGACCAGCGUGACUACGUGGCAGGAGGUGGGCACCCGAGGACUGGGUUUUACCAGGCUUUCUUGAAGCUAGCGAAGUCGGUGUGGAUCUUGCAUAGGCUGGCUUACUCUUUUGAUCCAGCUGCAAAGAUCUUCCAGGUGAAAAAGGGAAGUGAGUUCUCUGAUUCAUACAUGGAGAGUGUUUUGAAGAACAUAGUUGUGGAUGAAAAGGGAGAGAGUCCAAGAGUUGGGCUUAUGGUGAUGCCUGGGUUUUGGAUUGGUGGAAGUGUGGUUCAAAGCCGAGUUUAUGUUUCAGGUGUGAAGGUCGUUGAAUGAAAGGAGGUUUUACUUGUAUCUGAACAAUUGUCUUAAGACUUCCCACUAUGUUGUGCAACUUUUGUUGUCUACUUGUUAUAAAUUAUGAUUUCAGUAAGCCUAAAUGUAACUGGUCAGAACGCAUGAGCAAAACAAGAUGUUUAUUUCCCAAUCAAGAAAAAUCUAUUGAUAUAAG